This is a messenger RNA of Gaeumannomyces tritici R3-111a-1, 1776 nucleotides long. RefSeq lists its product as hypothetical. Gene Ontology annotation, molecular function: aldehyde dehydrogenase (NAD+) activity. The record is from RefSeq and is a predicted model, not a curated record. Lineage: Eukaryota; Fungi; Ascomycota; Sordariomycetes; Magnaporthales; Magnaporthaceae. The coding region runs from base 177 to 1640 and encodes 487 amino acids. The transcript is spliced from 6 exons.
CGAAGGGAUAUAAAGGCAGACCCAGCAUGUAUAAUUCCAGGGCUUUUGUCCUUCCUUAGAGUACCCUAUCAAGCCCUAUGCGCAGAGCCAAUAUCACAUCGCAGUCAAUAUUUGCAGCCACUCGAUUCUAGCCACAACCCCACACCCUGUUCGUCAGCGAGUCAGUUUCGUCAGUCAUGGGUGCACAGAGCGACAACAUCGUGCGCCCGCGCAUGCUGAUUGGGGGCGAGCUUCUCGAUUCGUCGUCCGACAAGCAGACAUUUGACAUCUUCAAUCCUGCAGAUGUCAAGACCAAGGUCGCUGUCGUGCCCGAGGCAACCGAGGAUGACACCAACAGGGCCGUCGCCGCGGCCAAAAGCGCAUUCCCCGAGUGGUCCGAGACAGGCGCCGCCGUCCGCGGAGGCUACCUGAAGAAGCUCGCCAGCCUCAUUAGAGAGAAUAUCAGCGAGCUGGCACGGCUCGAUGCCAUAUCUAUGGGACGGCCUGUCUCGCAUUAUUUUGACGCCGAGCAUGCUGCCGUCACACUCGAGCGCUUCGCCGAGGCUUGGCCCAUGAUCCAGGGACAAUCCUCCAUCAACACCCCGGGCUAUGUCUCCAUGACUCUUCGUCAGCCGUUCGGCGUCGUAGCCGCAAUUCUCCCAUGGAACGCGCCCCUGCCGCUGUUCGUCAGCAAGGUAGCACCGGCUCUUAUCACGGGAAACACCAUCGUCGUGAAAAGCAGCGAGAAGGCACCGCUGGCCGUGGCGAAGGUCUGUGAGCUCAUUGUGGACGCCGGGUUUCCCGCUGGCGUGGUCAAUGUCAUCUCCGGCCAUGGCCAGCCGUCGGGCGCGCUUCUUGCCGCGCACAUGGACGUAAGGGCCAUAUCUUUUACUGGAUCCACGAACGUGGGGCGACGCAUCCAGCAGGCGGCAGCCUCUUCAAACUUGAAAAACGUUCUGCUGGAGCUCGGCGGAAAGUCUCCAGCGAUCGUGUUUGCGGACGCCGACCUGCAGAAGGCCGCGGCAGAUAUUGCCUUGUCUAUCCAGUUCAACAGCGGCCAGAUAUGCAUCGCCAACUCGCGCGCGUACGUCGAGAAGUCGGCCGCCGGCGAGUUCGUCGAGCUCGUGAAGCAGGCCCUGGCCGCCGCCAAGCCGGGCGACCCCACGGACCCCAGCACCACGCACGGCCCGCAGGUGGACCGCGUCCAGUACGACGCGGUCAUGUCCUACAUCGAGUCCGGCAAGGCCUCGGGCUCGCUGGCCCUGGGUGGAAACGGUUCGCUGGACAAGGACGGCGGCUUCUUCGUGGAGCCAACCAUCUUUGUGUCUCAGCCCGAGGACUCCAAGGUCGUCAAGAACGAGAUCUUCGGCCCCGUCAUCGUCAUCAACACGUUCGAGGACGAGCGCGAGGCGCUCAGGAACGCAAACGACACCGAGUAUGGCCUGUGGGCCGCCGUGUACACGCGCGACAUUUCGCGCGCCCUGCGCGUGGCCAAGGCCAUCGAGAGCGGCAUGGUCUCGAUCAACUGCACGUCCCCCAUGUCCAUGCCGACCGACAUGCCGUUUGGCGGCUACAAGGCGAGCGGGCAGGGAAGAGAGGGUGUUCAUCAGAGUAUUGAUGCCUAUUGCGAGGUCAAGACUGUCGUCAUCAAGAUUGACUGAUCGGGAUGAGGGCAAGUGCGAACGAAGAGGUCGACAAGGGGAAACGGAACUACAUGAGUAAGUACUGUUGAUAGCAGAGAAUGCAAAAAUCUCCCAUUCGCUUAGUUUGGCCAGGGGCCUGUACAUUCAUAAUGUG